Messenger RNA from Balaenoptera ricei (Rice's whale), 2643 nucleotides. RefSeq names its product NUT family member 2G-like. The transcript is spliced from 12 exons. The record is from RefSeq and is a predicted model, not a curated record. NCBI's taxonomy places the organism in Eukaryota, Metazoa, Chordata, Mammalia, Artiodactyla, Balaenopteridae. The coding region runs from base 1 to 2643 and encodes 880 amino acids.
AUGGCUUCAGAAGGAGCAUCUCCAGUGCUGGGAACGGAUGUGACCAUGAACCCCGGUGCCUCCUUGUCUACUUUCACGGCAGUGCCCUUCCCUCCACCCAUUCCUGGCGCCCAGCACCGGCCACCCUGGCAGCAGCACCUGCCACGUCCCCUCACCCCAGCAUUCCCUCCUGGCAGCAGCCUGCUGCUGCCAGCUUUCCCCAGGACGCCUUUGGUGGCUAAUGGUGGCCGUGGCCCCAGUGCCCCGGGGGCUUGCAACCUCACUGUCCAAGUCAGGUCACAAGGCAGGCCAGUGGAGGCCCCCCAGACUCAGACCUUUGUCGUUACUCAGGCCUCCCUCAACUGGGGCGCUCCAGGGGCCCUUAGCAGGAGUGCUGCAUGUCCUGCACCCGUAUUCAUAGCAACCCCUGUGAUGGGGACCGUUGUGACUGCUCCAGCUGUUGGAGUUAGUCAGGCUGGCAAGGGAGGCUGGACCCCAGGCUUUCCUCCUCAAGCUCCACCACCAGCUGUCCAGCUGACCCCUAUCAUUCGCCCAGUGAACUCUGGGCCAUGGCCACAUGGCACUUCCAGGGAGGGCCGCCUGGCCACCAACCAGUCCAACGCCUCGCAGGAUGGCUCCUCUAACACCCAGAGAGAGUACAGUAACUUCCUACGUAGGCAGCACAUCAAGCCCCUGGCCCUGAGACACUUUCGCCUGAGUCCUGAUGCAGAAGCUUUUUCCUGCUUUCUCAUCCCAGUGCUUCGAUCCGUGGCCCGCCUGAAUCCCACCAUGCCGCUGGAGGAGGGACUGCGGAGGGCCGUGCAGGAAUGGCGGCGCUUGAGCAACCUUGACUGGAUGAUCCACUACGAGAUGGCGGAAAAGUUCAUGGAAUUUGCGGCCGAGGAGGAGACGCACAUUCAGCAUUUGCAGUGGAUGCAGUGCGCGCAGGACCUGCCUCCUCCAGCCCCACCGAAGCUGGAUCCUCGGGGGCCCCCAGCCCCGAAAGCUGUGAGGGAGUAUGUGGACAGGAUGGAGGCGCUGGUGGGGCCCGUCCACUCAGCCAGAAGCAAGUCACAUGCAGAAUGUGGAAAGGACGGAAAUGAGCUGAAGCAGGAAGAGGACGACGCCUACUUGGACCCGUGUCUCUUGAGCUACAUUGACGAGCUGCGUUCCCGGGAAGACUCUGUCACCAAGGGCCAUUGUCCCACUGCCCAGUGCUCCUCCUCUCACACGUGCGAGUGGAGCUGUCACUGUCCUCCUCCCUCCUACCAGCUGGUGCAGAAACAACUCCUGGACUUGAAAGAGGACGAAGGUGGGCCGGCAGCCCCGAGCCACAGUGCACCCGGAAUGGGCUCAAGUCCAUCUGAGUCCCACGCCGGCCAAGAUGCCCAGAGGCACGACCAAGACCGCCAUCGAGGGGUCAGUGAUGAAGCCUGCCCACCAGAGAUUGAUUGUGAGGCUCUUCAUAGGCCCAUCCGAACAGACACUGGCCCGUUCGUGCUCAGAGUCUUUGUUCCCCCUCGAGGACGUCAGGCUGGCAAGGGAGGCUGGACCCCAGGCUUUCCUCCUCAAGCUCCACCACCAGCUGCCCAGCUGACCCCUAUCAUUCGCCCAGUGAACUCUGGGCCAUGGCCACAUGGCACUUCCAGGGAGGGCCGCCUGGCCACCAACCAGUCCAACGCCUCGCAGGAUGGCUCCUCUAACACCCAGAGAGAGUACAGUAACUUCCGACGUUGGCAGCACAUCAAACCCCUGGCCCUGAGACACUUUCGCCUGAGUCCUGAUGCAGAAGCUUUCUCCUGCUUUCUCAUCCCAGUGCUUCGAUCCGUGGCCCGCCUGAAUCCCACCAUGCCGCUGGAGGAGGGACUGCGGAGGGCCGUGCAGGAAUGGCGGCGCUUGAGCAACCUUGACCGGAUGAUCCACUACGAGAUGGCGGAAAAGUUCAUGGAAUUUGCGGCCGAGGAGGAGACGCACAUUCAGCAUUUGCAGUGGAUGCAGUGCGCGCAGGACCUGCCUCCUCCAGCCCCACCGAAGCUGGAUCCUCGGGGGCCCCCAGCCCCGAAAGUGCGCCUUCAGCCAGUCACCCAGCUUCCCACUGGAGCUGAAGGCACAGGUAACAGGGGCCUAGGCUUGGCCACCGUCCCCCCACACAGAUCCCAGCGGACCCCGGAGCCCAAGGCGCCCAAGGAGAUUCCCCCUGAGACUGUGAGGGAGUAUGUGGACAGGAUGGAGGCGCUGGUGGGGCCCGUCCACUCAGCCAGAGGCAAGUCACAUGCAGAAUGUGGAAAGGACGGAAAUGAGCUGAAGCAGGAAGAGGACGACGCCUACUUGGACCCGUGUCUCUUGAGCUACAUUGACGAGCUGCGUUCCCGGGAAGACUCUGUCACCAAGGUGGAGGCAGUCAUUCACCCUCGAUUCCUGUCAGAAUUGUUUUCCCCAGACCCACAGCUGGAUCUCUUGGCCCUUGCUGAGGAGCUGAAGCAGGAGGAAGGACUCACCCCUGAAGAACUGGUGCAGAAACAACUCCUGGACUUGAAAGAGGACGAAGGUGGGCCGGCAGCCCCGAGCCACAGUGCACCCGGAAUGGGCUCAAGUCCAUCUGAGUCCCACGCCGGCCAAGAUGCCCAGAGGCACGACCAAGACCGCCAUCGAGGGCCUGCUUAG